This is a messenger RNA of Procambarus clarkii (red swamp crayfish), 6106 nucleotides long. The record is from RefSeq and is a predicted model, not a curated record. Lineage: Eukaryota; Metazoa; Arthropoda; Malacostraca; Decapoda; Cambaridae.
UUAAAUACUUUGUGAAUGAGAUUUCAUCAAACCGUCUCGUUAAAGUUCAACUGAAUUAUCUGCUCAGGUGAUUCAAAAUUUUAAACCAGAUCUCCAAUUCAGUCUAAUUGGCUUUGUACAAAAGACCUGCAAUCAAUUGUUGUGAUUUCCGGAAACUGGUUGUGACUGUGAGUUGAACUGUGAACACUGGUUGUGACUGUGAGUUGAACUAUGGGUAACGGUGAGUGAACCUCACGUGAGUACGGUGACUUCUUCAUCCCUGAGUGACUCUACGCGGACUGAACCGUCAAUCCACUAUGGUGUCCGUCACACAGGUGCUACUGCCAGCCACCCCAGCCCGGCUGCUGCUACUUCUACUCCGAGGUGUCGGUGCGGGCGGAGGGGUCACGGGUGGGCGUGGGCGGAGUGGGUGUGGUCAAGUGCCACCUGGCUGGUGCUGUCGUGGGCGGCUGGUCUGUGGUGUCGUGGCUCGUCCAGGAGACCCCGUCUGCUGCCCCGGUCCCCAUCCCUGAUGCUGGCCGGUACGUGUACGGGUCGGGGAGGACGUUGUACGUCCAGGAGGUGACGCAGACGGACGCCCACGCCUCCUUCAUGUGUCGCAUGAGGCAUCGCGCCGCCCACACGCCCAUCACCAGCCCGCCCACCUCUCUCACCGUGCUAGCUGCGCCCCUGACGGACACCUCUCCCAGGAUGGACCCCGAGAUGAACAGGAUGGUGCAGGUGGUGGAGGGCCAGCCCUUCACCAUCCCCUGCCUGGCCCACGGUCACCCUCCCCCACACUACAGUUGGUCACGUGACGGUGUGAGCGGGGAGCUGGGCACUGUGGGUGCCAGCAUGGGCGUGAGCGGUGGGCGGGUGUGGGUGCGGGGUGCAGUGGCGGGCGGGGCGCGGGCGGGGCCAGCCGACGCGGGCGGCUACACCUGCGUGGCGGCCAACGGGGCGGGCACCGACACCGCCCACUUCACCCUCACCGUUCUCCAGGAGCUCCAGGUCACCGCCCACCCCCCGCUCCAGAUGGUGCCCGCCGGCAGUCGCGUGACGCUUGGCUGUCAGGUACAAGGUACGCCGGUGUCCGAGGUCCGCUGGUACAGGGACGGUACAGCCCUGCACCCCCACACUCACUCCCACAUGGUCCUGCAGGGGCGGGACAGUCUGGCCAUCGCUGGUGUGGCAGAAAGGGACUCUGGAAUGUACCAAUGUGUGGCAGCCAACAGCCUGGGGGAGGCCCAGGCGACCAUCCAGCUCUCCAUCAGAGACUCGCCGCCCAUCCUCCGCCACACUUUCAUUGAGCAAACCCUGCAGCCCGGGCCGCCCGUAUCCCUAAAGUGCACGGCGCUGGGCCACCCCGCCCCCGUCGUCACCUGGAUGCUGGACGCACGCCCACUCACGCCCUCUGGCGCCCACUACGGCGGUCAGCGAGUGGGCGUAGGCGCCUGGGUGGACGUGGGCGGGCAGGUGGUGAGUCAGGUGAACAUUAGCAGCGUGGAUCACCUGGACGGAGGCACGUACACCUGCACAGCUAUCAACACGGCUGGCAAAGUUCACCACUCAGCCAGACUCAACGUGUACGGUCCACCCACGACGCGGACCCCUGGUAACGUCAGCGCCGUGGAGGGCACCGAGGCGUCCCUCGUCUGUCCCGUCGCUGGAUACCCGCUGGCGACGGUGUCGUGGACGCUGCACGGUCGUCCGCUCACCUCCACGUCGCGUAGGACGCCCCGGGGCGACGGGACGCUGGUGAUCCAGAGCGUGGAGGCUGAGCACGACGUAGGCCACUACUCCUGCACAGCCACCGACGCUCAGGGACGCUCAGCCACUGCCACCUUUUUCCUCGCUGUCGUCAAGCCGCCGGUGUUGGCAGAACUCAAGUUCCCCGAGGGUCUGGUGGAGGGGAUGAGGCUGUCUGUGGCGUGUUCCCUGCUGAGUGGUGACCUGCCCAUCAGUCUGAGGUGGUCGAGGGACGGCCGCCCGCUGCCCAGGGACCCCGUGCUCACAGAGACCCACUCACAGUUCUUCUCCAACCUGGUGUUCUCGGACAUCCGCGGCAGGCACGCCGGCGAGUACACCUGUACUGCCUCCAAUUCCGCCGCCUCCUCCACCGCCUCGGCCACCAUGCACGUCAUGGUGCCUCCGUCGUGGGUGGUGGAGCCGCACGACGUGGCGGUGGUGGGCGGGGAGGAGGUGGCCCUCGAGUGUCACGCCCAGGGCACUCCCCCACCCACAGUCACCUGGAAGAAAAGCACAGAUGAUGUGGGCAUGGAGGAGGGAUCGGUGGUGGUGGAUGAUGGGUGGCACAUCAGAACACCACGGGCGGGCUCCCUCAGGAUCAGGGAUUCUCGGGCUGAGGACAGUGGGCGCUACCUCUGCCAUGCCCAGAAUGACGUCAGCCCACCCAUCACCAAGAUGAUCUCGCUCUCAGUCCUUGAGGGCGCCCGAAUGGAAGAGCGGGUGCUGAACGAAUCUGCUGCUGUGGGAGACAGUCUUGCCCUGCGGUGCCCUGCCAGGGGUGACCUGCCUCUUGACUUCACUUGGGCACGUGAUGGCCUGCCCCUACCCGGAGGACUGUCGUCAGAGGCGGAGGUGCGCCUUGAGGAGGGUGGGAGGGUGUCGGUGCUGGUGAUCGCCUCCACCACACGGGCCCAUGCUGCUGUCUACACCUGCCAGGCCUCCAACCGCUAUGGUGCCGACUCAAGAACUUUCUUCGUCAAUGUUGUUGAGCGGCCGGAUCCUCCGGGUCACGUACACGUAAGGGAAGUGACAAGCCGCCACGUCUCCUUGGCUUGGGCGCCACCCUUUGAUGGAAACUCUCCCCUCACUCACUACCUUCUGCAACACUGGUCUGCCCAUGAUGCAAACCCAUCACCUAUUAACACCACCCUACCGCGGGACCUGACUCAAGCCACCCUGAAGGGUUUGUCUCCAGGACGUGCCUACCAUGUGCAGGUGUUGGCUGUGAAUGCCAGGGGGUCGUCACCCCCUUCGCCCACCCUUAGCAUCACCACGCUACAGGAGCCGCCCACAGCCCCACCUACACGCCUCCGAGCCCACGCCCGUCAGCAGGCUACUAUCACCCUCACCUGGCAGGCUCCAGCAGCGCACUUGAGUCCAGGCGAGGUGACCGGAUAUCAGGUUGGCUACCAGGAAGUGGAGCUUGGUGAGGAGGGGGAGUACCGCUGGAGGAGUGCCCGAGGUGGAGCCAUGACAGCAGAAAUCAUGGCUCUCAAACACUACACGGCCUACAGAGUCACCGUCAGGGCUGUCAACCAGGUGGGCGCGGGCCCUCCUGCACAACCUGUCAUUGUUACCACUAGUCAGGGAGUACCGUCAGUGCCCCCGGAGAACGUCAAGUGUGACCCUCUGUCCUCUCAGGCUGUCAGGGUCCGCUGGAACCCCCUCCCCCUCAACCUCUCCAAUGGUCCCGUUCAGGGCUACAAGGUCUUCUACAAGAGGACCUCAAACAUUGAAGGAUCUAAUGCAGUGGAGAUAAAGCGAACGACCAACUUGGAGACCAAUCUGCAGGGCCUGGGGCGCUUCACUAACUACAGCGUGAGGGUGUUGGCCUUCACAGCGGCGGGCGAUGGAGUUGUGUCCAUGCCGGUACUCUGUUCCACUCUGCAGGAUGUUCCUGGGGCGCCACCAGCAAUCCAGGCCCUUCCCACUGGUCGAGAAACAGUCAUGGUAUCCUGGCUCCCUCCAGCCCGCCCUAAUGGUGUCCUAACACACUAUACACUCUACUACCGUCCACUUAAUGCCCCUCAGGCCACAAGGAGUAUGGUAGUGGCGGCUGAUAAUGGUGCUGCGCUAUGGGCGGAGUUAAGCAGGGAGGUGGGGGCCCUGGACGCUCACGCCCGCUAUGAGUUCUGGGUCACCGCCUCCACCCGGGUGGGUGAAGGUGCCUCCUCCGCCAUCAUAUCCAAGACCCCUUCCUCUACAGUGGCAGCCAGGAUCAGGUCAUUCGGGCAGGUGGUGGAGGUGCAGGCAGGGUCGUCUUUGACACUGCCUUGUGCUGUGGUAGGCACUCCACCGCCAGCUGUCACCUGGACUCACCGAGGACGUGACAACAUUCCCCAGGCACAGACACUGCCAGACAACUCCCUGCACAUGUCGGUGGUGGGGGCAGAUGCUGCUGGCAACUACACUUGUCACACCCACAAUCCUAGUGGGCGUGACGAGGCCACCUGGGUGGUGCAGGUGAUUCAGACUCCGCCUCCGCCCACACUGAGAGUCCAGUAUGCCACGGAGACAGCCAUACACCUGUCCUGGGAUCCACCUGCGGAUGGUGGCAAGGCCAUUACAGGUUACGUCAUACGGUACAGCCUGGAGGAGGAGGCGGCAUGGGUGGAGGAGGUGGUGGAGCCAGGAGAGGCGACCUACAGCCUGCAGCAGCUGCGAUGUGGCUCCACCUACCGCCUGCAGGUGGCAGCCAUCAACCUGGUGGGGCGCGGAGAAGCCUCCCGCACCGUCAACACCAGGACCCGAGGCGCUGCACCCCGGCAGCCUCGCCACCAGGACCUGGUUAGUGUCAACUCCUCAUCCGUGACCCUCCACCUGUACACCUGGCCCUCCGGAGGCUGCCCCAUCACCUGGUUUGCUGUGGACUACAGAUCUCACUCAGAAGCUACCUUCACACCUGUGGCUUCCCAUUUGGCAGGGGAUACUGAUGCCGUCACCCUGCCAGAGCUGGCGCCUCUCACCUGGUACCAGCUUCGAGUCACAGCCCAUAAUGCUGCAGGGUCGGCCACGGCCAUGUAUGAUGUGGCCACAGCCUCGCUCACCGGAGCAACCCUGGCACCGGAGUCUGUGAUAGAGGUAGUUCAGAGCAGCGGGGCACCUCUCUUCCUGGACCCUCACGUGCUGGCACCGGUGGUGUCUGGCAUUGCCUGCACCCUCGCUCUCCUCUUGUGUGUGGGCCUCCUUGUAUCCAGAGGUCGUGCCCGCUUCAUCAAGGAUAACACUGAGGGCCCUGGAGAGGGGCAGAGAACCAGCGGGGGCCCCACCUACUCCCGCUCACUGGCCGAGCUGCAGAACCAUCGGAAUGACAGCCAGGAGCAGCUCUCCCCUACAGCCAGGGCCAAGCACGAUGAGGCCUACACAGUGGACGAGCCAUAUGAGAUCUGCCCAUACGCCACCUUCAGCUUACCGCCUGGUAGCGGCGGCGGCGCCCUCGACUACACGUUGCAGUUUCAGACGUUUGGCCAUCAAGACUGUUACGAAGGCCAGCCACAGCCACCAAGGUCCUCCUCCUUUAUGGGAGGAAAGAGGCGCGAGGGUGGUGGUGGUGGGGUGGGAGGCACUGGACCCACUGCCGAGAUUGCCUGCAUUUCCAGUCAACAAACCCUGCCUAUCUCCUCGGCGGGUGUCCGUGGGCGAACGUGCAGGCGGGACAAGGCAGGGGAGGAAGGUCGGGGGUCGGACAGCGAGCAGGACACCAGUGGCAGCCCUGGGGCCACACCUGCCCACGGGGUCAGGGAUACAUACAAGGUCCCUGUGCGUCUGAGGAGAGGUGCAGACUUCACAUUCCACCCUCCAGACUCGAGCACUGAGAGCAACGAUGAACGGUCCCCAGUCCCGCCUCGCCGCCCACCCCACCUUCAACAGCAGCAACAGCAGCAGCCAACCAACCCACCACCCACCCAACAGCAUGCCCACCCUCAGCAUGCCCGUAGACACCAUGCCUUCACUCCUGCACAUGCCCAUGUCCUAAGGUCAAACACGCUGGAGAGUGUGUAUUCAGUGGAGGGAGCGGUGGGUGGGCCACUGCGGCCUCCCACGGGAUUCUCAGAUUCCCGGGAGUUGUCAGAGGCCGAGUGCGAUCGCGACCCUCGCGAGGUCAGCCUUGGUGGAGCACAGAAGGCCAGAGGACCACAGCCAAGGCGGAGCUUCACCCCAGGGAGUGGCAACGACUACAGCAUCCACGUGUGAGUCCUCCCAGCACUCCACACACUGCCGCCCCCUUAUGUAUACCUGUACAAGUCCUCCCAGCACUCAACACCCUGCUGCCCUUAUAUAUGCUUGUAAGAGUCCUCCCAACACCCCAUACCCCCCUGUGUAUACCUGUAUAUAAAUCUACUGUGUAAUGACACCAAAUACACAUAUCAUCUUUUGA